CUGCUCAAGGACACCCCGCUCACCGUCAACCCGGCCACGCCGCUGGCCCGCCGCCCCGGCCCCGUGUCCCUCCCCUACGACCUCGACGCUCUCCCACAGGACGCCACAGGCCUCGUGCAGAGCAUCCGCCAGACAGAGAUCCCGGCCCUCGACGCCGUCGCCUCGUCUGCCACGGCUGCCACUUCACCUGCUGCCGCCGUUUCAUCUUCAGCUGCCCCUGCCAGCUCCCUCCCCGUCGACACCUACGCCGCCUGGGAGAGGGACAUCCGCCGCCAGAACCCUGGCUUCAACACAGCUGCUUACGUAAUGGCUCCCACAGUGAGGCGCUGACUAUUCUUUUUCCCUGCACUCGGCGACUGGGCCUGACGGACAGCCAAGAACAGGACAGACAAGAGCAGGACUUGGAGAACGAGAGCAGGGAUGUCCGGGGGUUACCCCGCGUAGCAUAUAGCGUGUGUACAGACAAACAGCAAGCGCAGCAUCUCCGCCAUGUCGUACAAGCUCUACUUUUCCAACGACACCACGCCGGCCGCCCUGGCGGGAAACCUGAAGAUCGCCAUUGCCUCUCAUGUCUUCGACAAGUCUGCGUACGGGUCUCUCCAGAAAACCGCCGAAGAGAAGGAGACCGUUGACGAGGGCACGCUCUCGAACAAGAAACACCCCGUGUUGCUUGACACCAAGAACCACUUCCACUUGUUCCACGCCAACACGAUCGUCAAGUACUUGAAGGUCGUCUCGAAGUCGGAACAGGCGUCUCUGGACGAGCACCAUCUUGCGUACGAGCCGGUCGAGGCCACGCUCUACGGCAUCGUCAAGGCGAAGAGCGUCUCCGAAGACGAGAUUAAGCCUCUCGUCGCCGGUUUCGCCGAGGCAGACGCCCACUCCGUCAAGCAGAUCCUUGUGUUCUCGUCUAUCUACCCGUUCAUCCACAAGAACGAGGCUGUCUUGAGCAAGUUCCCAUGGUUCAAGGACUUUGCCUCUCUUCCUGAGGUCUCUGCAGCAGUCGAGUUCACGUUGAAAAACACACGGUUGGUCAGGGUCCCGGAGAAGAACAACGGCGUCUCCCACGUCAAGUCGGGCAUCGAGAUCCGCAAGGUCGACGGCAAGUUGGCUCCUAAGGAAAACGAACGUAACAUCCUGAUCACCUCUGCCCUUCCCUACGUCAACAACGUCCCGCACUUGGGUAACAUCGUCGGCUCUGUGCUAUCGGCAGACAUCUUUGCCCGUUAUUGCAAGGACAGAAACUACAACACCUUGUUCAUUUGCGGUACCGACGAGUACGGUACUGCCACGGAGACCAAGGCUUUGGAGGAGAAAGUCACCCCGCUGGAGCUCUGCACUAAGUAUCACAAAAUACAUAAGGAAGUCUACGACUGGUUCGACAUCGGGUUCGACUACUUUGGCCGUACAACCACCGAAAAGCAGACCGUAAUCGCUCAGGACAUCUUCAUGAAGUUGCAUGACAACGGCUAUCUUGAGGAGCAGGUCAUGAGACAAUUAUACUGUCCAGAACACAAGGGUUAUCUUGCCGACAGAUACGUCGAAGGUGAGUGUCCAAAAUGCCACUACGAAGACGCGAGAGGUGAUCAGUGUGACAAAUGUGGUUGUCUCUUGGAUCCGUUCGAGUUGAUUAACCCUCGUUGUAAGUUAGACAACGCCACCCCUAUCCCAAAGAACUCCAAACACAUCUUCUUGUCUUUGGACAAACUAGAACCAAGCUUGAAGAAAUGGGUCGUGCAGGCAAGUGAGGAGGGCCACUGGUCCAAAAACUCCAAGACUAUCACCAACUCUUGGCUGAAGGAGGGUUUGAAGCCAAGAUGUAUCACCCGUGAUCUUGUAUGGGGUACUCCCGUGCCUCUAGAUGGCUUCACCGAUAAAGUCUUGUAUGUCUGGUUCGAUGCAACCAUUGGUUACAUCUCGAUCACUGCAAACUACACCGAUGACUGGAAAAAAUGGUGGAAAAAGGACAACAAGACCGAUGUUAAGCUGUAUCAAUUUAUGGGUAAAGAUAACGUUCCUUUCCAUACUGUCGUUUUCCCUGCUUCUGAAAUCGGUACUGGUGAUAACUGGAACCUUCUAUACCAUUUGAACACCACCGAGUACUUACAAUACGAAGGUGGUAAGUUCUCCAAGUCUAGAGGUGUUGGUGUCUUCGGUAACAAUGCCAAAGAGACUGGGGUUUCUCCUUCUGUGUGGAGAUACUACUUGGCUUCCAUCAGACCUGAAAACCAAGACUCUCAAUUCUCAUGGACGGAGUUUGUCACUAAAAACAACUCUGAAUUGUUGGCUAACUUAGGUAACUUUGUCAACAGAAUUGUCAAAUUCGUUAAUGCCAAAUAUAACGGUGUCAUUCCGAAAUUCGACGUGAGCAAGUGUCCUAACUUUGUUGGAACCGCAGAGAAAGAAAUAAACGAAAUACUAUCGACCUACGUCGACGAUAUGGAGAACAGCAGAUUGCGUAAAGGUUUAGAAACUGCAAUGCAAUUGAGUUCUCGUGGUAAUGCCUUCUUGCAAGAAAACAAGUUAGACAACUCCACUUUCGAGAAUGAACCUGAAAAGGCAGAUGCUGUUGUUGCCAUCGGUAUCAAUAUGGUGUAUCUUGUCAGUUCUGUUAUUGGCCCUUAUAUGCCUGAAGUGAGAGAUACAAUUGCAACUAUCUUAAAUGCUCCAAAGUUGGCUAUUCCCGAUAAGUUUGAGAUGUGGAUCCAAUCGGGACAUUGUAUUGGCAAACCACAAUACUUGUUUAAUAGAAUCGAUGAAAAGAAAAUCGAAGAAUGGAGAGGGAAGUUUGGAGGUCAGCAGAAAAAAUGAUUUAAAGGGUCAAAUCAUU
This is a messenger RNA of Pichia membranifaciens NRRL Y-2026, 2830 nucleotides long. RefSeq lists its product as hypothetical. NCBI's taxonomy places the organism in Eukaryota, Fungi, Ascomycota, Pichiomycetes, Pichiales, Pichiaceae. The record is from RefSeq and is a predicted model, not a curated record. Gene Ontology annotation, biological process: methionyl-tRNA aminoacylation. Bases 490 to 2811 code for a protein of 773 amino acids. Gene Ontology annotation, molecular function: ATP binding; methionine-tRNA ligase activity. Gene Ontology annotation, cellular component: aminoacyl-tRNA synthetase multienzyme complex; cytosol. The transcript has a single exon.